Musa acuminata AAA Group (dessert banana) is the source of this 1149-nucleotide messenger RNA. RefSeq lists its product as uncharacterized. The coding region runs from base 1 to 1149 and encodes 382 amino acids. The record is from RefSeq and is a predicted model, not a curated record. NCBI's taxonomy places the organism in Eukaryota, Viridiplantae, Streptophyta, Magnoliopsida, Zingiberales, Musaceae. The transcript has a single exon.
AUGGAGGAGAUGAGAGAGGGGCGAGAUAAGGGGAGGGAUGUGAGCACAAGACACAGCGAGUGCCGCCAUUACUCUCGCGGAGUUGGUUUCCGAAACCCUAAGCAACAGCCUGGCUUCUGGUCUUCCACCACAACUUACACCACCCCCUUCUCCUUAAUCUUUGCAAUUUCGAACUUCAAACCGACCGCUCCAUCUCAUCCUCGUCAGCUCUAUCACCACCGAUCUCGGCCCUCCCCUUCCUGUAUAUAUCUCCCCACGACAGAAGCAGAUGUCGAAGAAGAAGAAGAAGAAGGCCAAAGGCGGAUCAAGAUGAACAGCAAGAGUACUGUGGAGAACUCUUUGUGCAGAUCCGACGAUCUCAACGUCGAACUCACCCUCGGAGUCUCUCCGUCACGUCACGUGUCGAACCCUCCCUCCUCCUCCUCUUCUUUGCUGCCGCCGCCGCCGCCUACACUGCAGCAACAGCCGCACCAGUAUUCGCAGACUAACUUGCCGCCGCCUUUCCCUCCCGUCUUGCAUGUUCCUCGUCGUUACACGGUCAUCCCUCCUCCCACCAAUCCUGCCGCUGCUGUUGCUUCUUCAUCUUCUGCUUCUGCUUCGCCUCGGUCGGGCGGGGGACGCACACGGCGCAACCCCACCCAGGGGCCUAGGAGCGGGAAGAGCGACUCCAUCAAACCAAUCUUUCCUUGGUCCACCGAUCGUCGGGCCACCGUCCACAGCCUGAGUUACUUGCUCUCCCAUGACCUCAAGGAGGUAUACGGGGAUGCGCAGUGCAAGCGGUGCGAGGCGCGGAGGAUAAUCAGGUACGACCUGGAGUCCAAGUUCCGGGAGGUGGCGUGUCGCAUCGCGGCGACGAGGCACCUCAUGCACGACCGGGCGCCGGCGGAGUGGAUGAACCCGACGUUCCCGGACUGCGACGCCUGCGGGCAGCCCAACUGCAUGCGGCCGUUGGUGGACGGAAAGAAACGCAACAUCAACUGGCUGUUCAUGCUGCUGGGGCAGACGUUGGGAUACUGCACGCUGGAACAGCUCAAGUAUUUCUGCAAGCAUACCAAGAACCACCGCACCGGCGCCAAGGACCGAGUACUCUACCUGACUUACCUCGGCCUUUGCAAGCAGCUGGAUCCGAACGGCCCAUUCGAUCUCUGA